This is a messenger RNA of Onychostoma macrolepis, 3018 nucleotides long. It is a transcript of the gene fmn1, whose product is annotated as formin 1. Bases 35 to 2926 code for a protein of 963 amino acids. The record is from RefSeq and is a predicted model, not a curated record. Gene Ontology annotation, biological process: cortical actin cytoskeleton organization; actin filament network formation; actin nucleation. Lineage: Eukaryota; Metazoa; Chordata; Actinopteri; Cypriniformes; Cyprinidae. The transcript is spliced from 17 exons. Gene Ontology annotation, cellular component: cytoplasm; cytoskeleton; actin filament. Gene Ontology annotation, molecular function: microtubule binding; actin filament binding.
UUUUGUGGAGGUCCAUCCACCUACCACAAGUCAGAUGAACCAAAUGAAUCAUUCUGAGACUGGAGGUGAGAUUUCAGAAGGUUUUGGCCUCUGUGAAACUGAAGAACACAGUUUAUCUGAGAUAGAUCAUUCAGAACCAGAACCGUUGACCAUCCAGCUGGAGGAACAGGUGAUAAAAGUGCAUACAGAAGAAGAAAUGACUGAAGAGAACGAAGAAGAAAUAAUACAAGAAGAGACUAUGUUAGAUACAGAUUCAUCUUCCACUGAGAAGACCACAACUGACCAAACCCCCAAAGCAGUAAAAGAAAAACCCAUCCAACUGUCGUCCCUCUUCACCGGGCUGCUCAGCCCCAAGAAAGAAGCCCUUGAGGACAAGGACACUCCAGAGCAACCCCAAAGCCCUGCCAAAAGAGGACUUUUUACCGAUCAGUCUAACAAGAAAGAAGUCAAGGGAGACUUCCUAGAACAGCUUACCCAAUUCCUCAGCAAGGGGGAAGGGAAGAGAAAGCAAGAGAGCAUGACAAGCCCCCCACUGUCUCCAAUCAGUCAGGACCCUGCAGAAAAGCCUGAAACAACUGUAGAGGAGCCGGCCGUUCUCCAGUCUGAGGAAACAAACAAAUCUACAAAUGCAGAGACGGCCUUAGGUGCAUUGAAGGCUUUCUUCACAGUUAAAUCUGCCAAAAAGGACACUUCAAAUCGCAUGGACCUGGACACUGUGAAGAGGAAGAUCAACAGGGACAAAGACGUCCUCAAAGCCUUCUUUGAUAGGAGCUCAAGCAAGUCUCCAGACAACAAAGAAACAACUGAUUCCAAAGCUGAGGUGAGUGAGGAGCACACCCCAAAGCGACUUCAGACUGUUUGGCCUCCACCAAAACCCAAAGACGAAGAGGAAAAGAUUGGUCUAAAAUACACUGAAGCAGAGCAUCAGGCAGCUCUUCUGCAGCUAAAAAGGGAAUGUAAUGAAGAGGUGGAGAAGUUACAGGCUGACUUCAAACUUGAGCUCUUCCGGUUACAAAAGAAGAACGAAGAAGAUCUGUCCAGGCUAGGGACAACCAUCGCCAGCUUACAAAGAGAGAGAGACAAAGAAAGAGACGGAAAUCACAGAGAUGUUGCUGUGUCCACUGAAGACAACAUCAAGCUACGGGUCUUCCGCUCUGUGUGUAUUCAGACAGAAAGAGAGACCGUCAACAAGCCUGAGGAGGCCAAGGAAACCCAGAGCAGGGGUUUUGGCUCCCUGCCUAAAAAUGCUGACCUCAACUCAACAAAAAACUUAACUGGCAAACAAAAGACAGAUUCUCCUCCAGCACCCCCACCUGUAUCACUUCAGUUACAGAUGGAUAGCAACAAUACUCCACCCCCUCCACCUCCUCCUCCUCCUCCUCCUCCUCCUCCUCCUUGUAUUCCUAAUGUACCUCCACUUCCUGCUCAGCCACUAGAGAGGCCAGGAAGUGUGCCUCCUCCACCACCUCCACCAAUGACAGGAUGUGGUGUGCCACCACCACCGCCGCCACCACCUGUCCUCCACUCUGUGCCCCCUCCCCCUCCUCCUGGAGUUGGUAUCUUCCUCAGUAAAGCGGAAGACAAUCCUCUUCGCAAGCCGUCAGUGGAGCCGGUUCGUCCAAUGAAACCGCUGUACUGGACACGGAUACAGAUUCAAGAUGACAGGAACAAUAUGCUAUGGAGUUCCCUGGAAGAGCCAGAGAUAAUAAACACCAAUGAGUUUGCGGAACUGUUUGCUAAAGCCACAUCGCCCACCAAAAGAAAGCCCCUAUCUGAAGCUUAUGAGAAGAAAACCAAAGCCAGGAAGGUCAUUAAAUUACUGGAUGGCAAGCGCUCUCAUGCCGUGGGCAUCUUAAUCUCAAGUCUCCAUCUGGAGAUGAAGGACAUCCAGCAAGCUGUUUUGACUCUGGACAAUUCUGUGGUUGACUUGGAUGCUAUUGAAGCCCUAUAUGAAAAUAGAGCUCAGCCUGAGGAGUUAGAGAAGAUUAAGAAACUCUAUGAAACCUCAGACGAGGAGCAGAUCAAACUACUGGACAAGCCUGAACAGUUCCUGUAUGAACUCUCCCAGAUCCCUGAGUUCUCCAGUCGAGUUCACUGUUUAAUUUUUCAGUCGAAGUUCACUGACGCCGUUUCCUCCAUACAGCGCAAGACCGAGAUUAUUCUUCAUGUCUGCAAGUAUCUGUUGGAGAAAGACAGUGUGAAGGAGGUGAUAGGACUGGUGCUUGCUCUGGGAAACUACAUGAAUGGAGGCAGCAGAGCUCGAGGACAGGCCGACGGCUUCGGGCUUGAGAUUCUUCAUAAGCUUAAAGACGUCAAGAGCAGGGAAAAUCACAUUAGUCUGUUGGACUACAUUGUUUCCUACUAUCUGCGUCACCUUGAUAAGAAUGCUGGGACAGAAAAGAGCAUCUUUCCUUUGCCUGAACCUCAAGAUGUUUUCCUUUCCUCUCAAGUGAAGUUUGAUGACCUCUCAAAGGAUCUCAGGAAACUGAACAGAGACCUGACAGUUUGUGAAAAGGAUGUCCUAACUGUGUGUACCAACUCAUCUCAUGAGCACGUACAUCCCUUCAAGGAGAAAAUUGACUUUUUCAUUGGCAACGCGCAAAAAGAGCUAAUUACUGUGGAGCAUCAAGUGAUAUCGGCACGUAAAAGCUUCUCUGACCUAGUGGAGUACUUUGGACUGAAGCCACGUUGUGGAGAGCCAGAGAUUUUGCCUGGCCAUGUUUUCACACUUUGGUUUGAAUUCUGCAGUGAUUUCAAGAUCAGGUGGAAGAAAGAGAACAAGGUCAUAUCCAAACAGAGAAUCAAAGAGGCCCAACAGUCAGUGCGCAACAUGACAGCAGAGAAGAAUAUUGAGACCAGAAGGGCACAUGCAAAUGGACUGAAAGAGAGACUGCGUCUGAAAGAAGCAAGUCUGACCACCAGCUAACCCCAUCUGCCAUUACCAAAGAGGACCAGAUACUUUAUAUUUGAGACCCAGCCACUUGCACUUUUGGCAGGGUCAGAAUAAGGUGCACCUGC